CUUUAGUAUCUUUUUGAAAUUUGCACACUUUACAAGUAACUACAUCUGACAGACCUGGUAAAGGAAAAAUCGAUCCACAAUUGGGACAAAACAACGGAUCAGAAGAGAAAAUUGCUGCCUCUUGUCCAGAUUUUGAGGCCAUGUUUGUUUUGAUCUAUCAAACCGGAAGCACGUGGGACCAACACGUUCUAGUUAACCGCGAGGGACUGGGAAAGGGAAUACACAAAACAAAAACAAGAAAUUUGUAGUUACUGUUGUAUUUUAUCGUAUUUUAUUAUUUAUAUUGCUUACAAAGUUUACAUUUAUAAAGCGGUAGGCCCUGUGGAUGUUGUUGUUAGCGAAAUAAUACAAUGGAGCAAAAUUUAGUGAAGGAUUUAGAGUCAUCUUUGCAGGUCUGUCAAUUGGGGGGGGGGGGUGAUGGUGAAUGGGAUCACAUUCACUUUAUGCUACAGAUGUGUCAUCUGCCAAGGCAUCUCCAUCUGGUAGAUUCACCAUCAUGGUGCAUCAUGCCAAAAUAUUUUAUACACAGAUGUAUCAUCUGUGUAUAAGUCCCCGACUGGAAAGUUUGGAAAUUGCAUGACCGAGAUUUUAAAAAGUAAAUAUAUAGAAGGCAUCAAAAUUGCAUGCCCAAUAUCUUGGUUGCACAAUACGAACUUUCCACACUGGUAUACAACUGUGUCAUGAGCUAUGUACACAAGUCUGUGUCUGGAGUGGAACCUAACUUUCCUUGGAGAACCUGCUCGUGGCCAUAGGCAUAUUGGGAGGGGGGGGGGGAGCUGCCCCCCAAAUUGUUGGGCAGACUAGGCCAAUCAGGCAAUAUUCGCUUCAUAGCCGGGCAAUAUUGGCUUAUUAUAAAAAUAAAUAGGAGAAAUUCUCUCAAUAUUGGGGGAAAUAUUCUAUAUAAUAGUCGAAAAUGGAGGAAAAAUAUAAAAGUUAUAAUAAAGUAUAAUUCAUUUCGAAAUUUUUUUUACGUUGUAACCAAAUGUUUCCUUUGUAGGAAUUGUUUUUCAACACCCAUCACUGGCAGGGUAGUAAUACAUCUGUUGAUAAUUUUUGUUUAGGCUUGUAUAUCAACACUUUUAAGUCAAAGUCGACAUGAAGAUGAUGUCCAAAACAAAACAGGUUAUGAAAACUUGUUAUCUUAGUGGCUAAAUCCCAAAACUUUUCAAUACUAUUCUAGUACCCAGGUCUCUUCUUCUCUAACCUCAAAUGCUUGAAAUUGUUCCAGCAUCUACAAGGGUGAUCUGACUAACACAUAAUUAGCUCAUCCAGUCAGCCCUUGGAAGUUAAAUUUAUUGUAAUUUCCAAUCAAUUGUCUCUGCAGGUGUUGAUAGUUGCAUUGAGAAGUUUUUACAAUCAGCAAGGCAUUUGGAAGGAUAUUUUGCCAAGUACCAAAUGUACACUACAGUUAAUCACCCUCAAGAUGCAAUAAGAGAGGUAAUCUUAGACAUCUUAUUGGUGCAUGUGAUAAAUACAAUGUGGUACAUGCUACAUAAUUACAUACAUGCAUAUUUACAUCAGAAAAUUGUUGCCAUUAGAAUAUAUAAUUUUCAGUUUCCAAGUUGUUACAUGUAUCCAUAUAACCGUUCCAAAAUUGCAAAAAGCAAAACCACUCCAUUGGCAUUGCCCUAUGGUCGGGUAGCGAUUUCUUCAACCUUUGUAAAAAUGCCAGAAAAUUUGUUAAAUUACAGAUAUGCAUAUGGUCAUUGGACCCACAAUAAAUAUAAGAUUUUCAUUUGAGAAAGCUUGAAAAAAAUGGCUAACCGGCCCCAGGCUAUUUGACAUUCAAAAAUUACUAUAAAAGACAUUAUACUAUAUUAUUAAAAGUGUGGUCAGGCUAUUUUGUUCUUUCCGUGUGAGAAUUUCAUGUUGUUCCCGAAAAGGUCUAUUGAGAAAUCUAUAUACGGUCAUAAUAAAUAAUUUAUAUAUCUAUUAUUUCUAUAUGUGAGGCUAAUUUAAAUCACCUAAAGGCUAAUCUCACUGAUUGAGCCAGCUUUCAUAGGGCUCGUGGCACGACAUUUAGGCCUAAAUGUUAACAAUCGCAACUCUUGGUGAAAAUAUGUUAUGUUUUCACGUCGGAAUGUACGUCUGAUAAUAGGAGAGGAGUUUUCUCAUCAACCGGUUCUCCUUCAUAUUCAAUAAUUUCCGCUGGCAUAUCCAUUAUACUGUCAGUCAGUCGUCUAAAAAAGAAAAAGAAAAAAAUUAAAACACAUUUUGCGAGGAUCAGAAAUAUCAAGAGAAACCUUCACAACAUGAUAUUCUAUUCAAUACUAUACACACGCA
Molecule: messenger RNA, 2283 nt
Organism: Paramuricea clavata
Lineage: Eukaryota; Metazoa; Cnidaria; Anthozoa; Malacalcyonacea; Plexauridae
Source: the annotation of a GenBank genome assembly